This is a messenger RNA of Mytilinidion resinicola, 654 nucleotides long. RefSeq lists its product as uncharacterized. The record is from RefSeq and is a predicted model, not a curated record. Lineage: Eukaryota; Fungi; Ascomycota; Dothideomycetes; Mytilinidiales; Mytilinidiaceae. The coding region runs from base 1 to 654 and encodes 217 amino acids. The transcript is spliced from 2 exons.
AUGACCUGGCCAUCCCAGCGGCCCGGCUACCGUAGCCCGCUUGGCAACAGCGCGCGAAGCACCGAGUCCAAUUCGCAAAUCGCGUCUACGGUAUCAUCUGGCUCCCGUCGGGGCGUUCGCGGGCACGUCGCCAGUCAUCGUCGUGCAGCCGGGCGUGCCUGGACGAGGCGUGAGGCGAGCUCUCCCCAUCAUCGCGCUUGUAGGGCGACAGCUGCUUCGGCCCUUGGCCGUAUGCGUCGACACCUGCAGCACCCAUCGUCCGGGAGCAUGCUAGUCACCCAGAUGACGACCGCUGACAAGAGCGGCCUCAAGCGCGCUGCUCUCCACCGCAGCAGGACGGGGGACCCGCAACAAGUCGCACCGCACGUGCACUGGACGAUCGUCAGUCAACGCAUCAGGCGCAAAACCGCUGAAACCCCGCGAGAAUCCGCGCCCUCGUCCCGUUGGCCUGAACCGCUUGGUGGAUGGAGAGCCGUUCCCAGCGCGCCGCCAGACGUCAACCUGCAGCGCCCACCCCUCCCGCUGGCCGUCCUCAGCGGAGAGGGGAAAGCAACAGGGGCAGCAUGCACGCGGCAGACUCUAUUGGCUGCGUUGACGGCCCACCCAGACAGAGACGCAGCCGCCGCCGGCUGGCGAACUCGUCGCUCCAAAUAA